AUGAUUCCCGGUGACCUAUUCGAGAAAAAAAAAGAAAUCUUUGCUGGUGCUAAUUUAAUCAAUCAAACAAUCAUGACUGAUAAUUGGGCAACUGAUCAUGACGAUCAUGCACCAUUUGGUUCCGAUGAAAACAUUCAUGUUACGGAGUAUGUUUCGCUUUUAAUCACCAUCUUCUUCUUCUUGAUUGGUUUGAUUGGAAACGGGGUUAUGAUAAUCGGUAAUGGAUACAUUCUUCGGCAUACACCAGGCGGAGAAAAACGUACCUUCGAAAAUUUCCUUAUGGAAAUCAUCUGUUUUGAUUCGAUCGUUUUAUCGUACCAUUUGAUAAAUUCAAUUAUACGUUACAAAGCAUUACCUGAACAAGAUAAUGACAUUAUGACUGGUCUGAUUAACAUUUCAACGGUUUGCUGUAAAUUAUUAACGUAUAUUGUACGAGUGUCCACCUUAAUGUCACAUUGGUUAAUCGUUUUAUCGCUUCUGAAUCGAUUGUUUCUUGUUUAUCCGAAGUUUUAUCGAUUAAUUGCGAUCGUUAAUGCAAAAUACGCGGUCUUUGCCCUUUUGUUUAUCUUCACUCUUUUCAAUGUUCCAUCGAUCGAAACCAUGUCAUACAAUGAACCGUUAAUAUUUUCUCCAAAUGCGACGAUGAACGUCACAUUUCAUCGUCAUUGCCUGAUGAACGCCGAAAUGGUUGACUUACACGCAUCAAUCUACUCGACAUCUGUUAUUGUCAACGUGUUUUUCUAUACCGGUCUCGGUUUGAUCUUAGCGACGAUCGUUAUUUUUGUCCUCUCAAUAUUCAUUUUUCAUAAAGGAUCACAAUUGUGGAAUGAAUUACGUAGUCAUCAUUCGGAAACCGAGAAUAUUUCACUUCGUUAUGAUUCUCCGAUCGUCGAAUAUCUUCGAACAUACAACGCAGCGUUUUCUUUAGGAAUUAUCUUUGUUAUCCUUUCAAUUCCAUGUAAAAUUCUGCGAUUGAUCGUUUUAUUUGCUUCGAAUUAUGUUGAUGAAUAUCCUUCAUCGAACAACAUCCUUCUCAAUGCUCAUGCUCACAUGCAAACCAUUGGCUUAGCUUUCGAAUUAUCACUUUAUUCUUACAAAAGCUUCGUCUUCGCCUGUACAAAUCAUCGCUUUCGUUGUGCGUUAAAAUACUUACUAAGAUAUCAACGAAGUCGGGUCAUUCUCGAUCAAAGCAUCGCGACAAGAACGCAUUCAAACGGUAGUGCAGGCGGUCACGAAUUACUUCAAUCGAGUCAUUCUCAAGAUGGUGUACCAUUCGAAGGAUUGUAUAGGCAUUUGCAGAAGGAUGAUUUCGAUUUUCCCAUGCAACUUACUCGACCGAAUGGAAGGAGUGAAAGCGGUGGAGCGAGUUCUUAUAGUCAUCGUUCAAGUUUUAAAACCCGCUCGAGUGUUUGCAGUCGUCGAACGAAAGAAGAUGAAAUUUCACUUUAA
Adineta ricciae is the source of this 1449-nucleotide messenger RNA. The record is from the annotation of a GenBank genome assembly. NCBI's taxonomy places the organism in Eukaryota, Metazoa, Rotifera, Eurotatoria, Adinetida, Adinetidae.